AUAUCUUUUUCCCGAAUAUUUUUCAUUAUUUAUAGGAAAACUAACCGAUUGUUUUGGUCGGUCGUUUGAUCAAAUAUAAUAUGCAUAUUCAUGACUUGUUUAUUUCAGCAAGAAUAAUUUGGAAGAAUAUCAAUAUAUUUCAUUAGUUCCACAUUUAAAACAGUUGGUGUUAUUGAUUACAGCAAAAUGGAAAAUAUUGCCCAAUGCAAUAAAUAAAUUAAAAAGUCAAAAUGGAGGAUUAUGGUGGAAUUGAAUCUACAGAAUCACCACUUACAGUCAGCUCAAGUGGAGACAACUCUGUAAAUCAAACUGAAGCUGUGAAUAUCUCAAGUAUUCCUCAAACAUUUGAGCAGAUUCCUUUUGAAAAUGCUGCAUUACCAAGCCAUUUACCUGCCUUCACAGAUAUUACUGCCACUGCCUUACAAAAUGUGAAUAGUGUUACUUGUAACAUCAGUUUACCACAACUUGAAAUUCAACCUCCUCAUUUGUUGCCAGUUGCCAUAACAACUAUUGGACUUCCUAUUGAUCCACAAAUCCUGCAAUUAGCACCAAGCACUUUGACACCAGGUACUAUGCUUUUACAAGAUCAGCAGCCUGAACUAGUAGAAAAAUUACCAUUGGUGCCAAUUUUGUCAGCAAUUUCAACAGGUAUGCCAAGUAUAGUAAACUGCAUGCCAGUUGGAAUGAUGGGUCAGCCAUUAACAUCUGUGGCAUCAGCAUCUUCUGAUACUUACCUUACAUCUCAAUAUUUCCUCAAUAGCUCCAAAGAGCAGAGUUUUGAUCUCACUGAAAAUGUAGGUCAUACUGCCAUGGAUCAAGACUCUGCAAAUAUUGAAUCACUGCGAUCUGAAAGUGUUUCACAUAUUGAUGGAGAUAUUGAAAAUGCACAAAAUGUCAAAAACCAUGUGCCUGUUGAUACAAUAAAUACUGAUGAUACAGAAACUAUAGGUUCUGAUAACAUUGAUAAUGAAUGUACAGAUAGUUCAACACAAAAUCAGAAUAAUCCUGAUAUCAUUGAAAAAAUCGGUUUCAGUGUCCUAAAUGAAAAACUUUCAGCUGUAUCAACUCCAAAAGAUAUUAAAAAACUAGGUGACACACAAGUAGAGAAUAAAAUGGAACUGAAGAGUACAAAAGAAAAUGAAAAUGAAGAACAAGCCAUAAAUGAUGAUACAGAUUCUGUAUGUAUUGAUAAAGUAAAACAAAGUCAGUUUCUUACAACAUGUGAAUUGAAAGAAACAAACGAAGAGGAAGAAAGUAGCAGAGAUUCUUUAGUUGAGACAAAGGAUGUUGUAAAAAGUGAUGAAAAGAUAAAUAAAGGUGCAGAUACUGUUGAUAACGAAGAAGCAGAAUUUAUAUGGGAAAAACAUUUAGAGGAGACAGGUUCAGUUUCUGUUCCUCCAACAGCAUUUAAACAUGUUGAGUACAGCUUAGAGAGUGGAUUUGUUAAAGGAAUGAAAUUAGAAGUGCCUAACAAAUGUAAUACAGAUACAUACUGGGUUGCCUCAGUACUUAUGACCUGUGGACCAUUGUUACGAUUACGAUUUGAUGGUUAUGAAGAUGACAACUCUUCUGAUUUUUGGUGUGACCUUAUGACCUCAGAAAUUCAUCCAAUAGGAUGGUGUGCUCAGAAUAAUCAAAUUUUACAACCACCAGAAGCAAUCAAGGACAAGUUUGAUGAUUGGAGAGACUUCCUUGUGCGAUCAUUAACUGGUGCUCGUACAGCCCCUUCUUAUCUUUUGGACAAGAGUACAGGAAUCACUCCAAUCGAUCAGCUUAAACAAGGCAUGAGAUUAGAACUUCAGCAUCCAGUCUAUCCAUUAGAAGUUUGGUUAGUCAAGAUACUUGAGAAUGUUGGUGGUCGUCUGUAUCUGAGAUUUGAAGGUGUAGAAACUGCAACCCACGAUUUCUGGCUAUUCUACCUCAACCAUAGACUGCAUCCCAUUGGAUGGGCUAAAAUGCAUGGAUUCAAAUAUCAACCCCCAAAAGAGUUGAUAAGUGAAGAUUGUGAGACAGAUUGGUCAGAAGUAUCGAAGACGGCUUUGAAAGAGGCUGAGAAAUUUGUUUUACCACUUGCCAUUUUUAAGGACCAAGAGGAAGUGAAUGAGCAUAGGUUUGAGAAAGGUUGGAAGCUUGAAGCUCUCAAUCCUAUAAAUAAAACACAGAUAUGUCCUGCAACUGUCUUAUAUGUUUUGAAUUCACGUUAUUUUGUUGUUGAAAUUGACGACUUGGAAAAUAAAGAAGAAAUGUGUAGGAUAAGAUUCUCAUGUUAUUCUGGAUCAAAAUGUAUAUUUCCUACAAAGUGGUGUCGGUCAAAAGGCAUAAAUGUUACUCCCCCUAAUGGUUGGCCAAAAUCAACCCUAUCAUGGGAGGACUAUUUGAAAUAUUGUAAAGCAGAGGCAGCUCCAAAUUCAUGUUUCCCUGAGAGGAAAUUUGAACAAGACAUUGAACCUGGAAUGAAAUUUGAAGCAGUUAAUCCAGAAAAUCCAAACCAAAUCUGUGUAGCUACCAUAUCAAGAGUUUUUGAACCAUUACUGUGGAUUCACCUAGACAGCAUCCCUUUGUACGGAAGCAGCCAUAUUGAACAUUUUGAAUCACACAACUUGUUUCCAGUUGGUUGGUGUGAAAGUAAUGGGUACCAGUUGAAAACUCCAGUAAUGGUAAAGAAGAAAUCUGCUGUUCUAUCUGAGAUUACUGAUUCAACAAAUGAAGUCUUCCAUUCAAAACAAGGUGGAGAAUGGUGCAAUAAAGUGUAUUACAACCAUCAUUGUUUCUCUGGUCCUCAUCUGAGUAAGAGUAGAAUAGCCUCUUUACCAAAAUGUGUCGGUCCAGGUCCAAUUUUCCUCGUGAUGAAAGAGGUGUUAUCAAUGCUGAUAAAUGUGGCCUAUAAACCAUGCAGGGUGCUCAAAGAACUUCAGCUGGAGGGCAGACCUAAUCUUGAUAUGUACCAACAAAUAUUAAAAGCAAAGUACAAAGGAAAGAGCUACAGAGCAGUUGUAGAGAUUAUUCAGCAUGCAGAGAAAUUACCAGAGUUUUGCAGAAAGAUAUGUACAAAGUUAGAAUGCUGUCCAAAUUUAAUCAGUCAAACUUUCAUAAAUGGAGAAUGUCCUGAAAAAUGCUCACAACUUACAAAAACUCAGUAUACAUAUUAUAAUCCAAAAAAGAAAGUGGGUCGACCACCUGGCGGUCACACAAACUUAGAAAAUGGUCCUAAAAAGCCAGGAAAGAAGAAAAAGAAGAAACGAAUGAAAAUUCUUACCCAAGGGGAGACAAAUGCAGAAGAAAAUGGCAGCAUUGUUGAUGGGGAUGAGGACAAAGAAAGUGUAACUAGUGACACUAAAACAAAUGAUAGUGGAGAAAAUCUAUAUAAUGGUGAUAAGACAUUAAAAAGGAAAUAUGUUCACCAUAUUCCUUUGCCUUCAGAUAUCAAAACAAGAGGAGCAAAAUUACCUAAAUAUAGUUUUGAGAGAAAAACACACAAGAAGAUUCCAGUGCAAGACAAGCAUCACAUUCAUACCAAACCUCAUAAAAAGCACCAUGUAAAAGAAGAAAAACAGACAUCUCCCCAUAAUUCACCUGUAAAGAAUGCUAUGAAACUAAGCAGUAAUCCAUUGCAUUGGUCAGUUCAGGAAGUUGUUGGCUUUAUAAAGGGAACAGAAUGUGCUCCAGUGGCAAGGUUAUUCAGAGAACAGGAAAUUGAUGGCCAAGCUUUACUUCUCUUGACACUGCCUACAGUACAAGAAUACUUAGAACUCAAAUUAGGUCCUGCCAUUAAACUGUGCCAUCAUAUAGAACAGAUUAAACUAGCAUUCUUUCAGCAAUAUGCUAAAUGAUUGUUGGGCAGUGAUUAAUAUUUAAUUUUUAUGUAGACAAACAUAUGAAGAUUUUGAUAUUACUGAAGCUAUUGGGAAUUUUGUGGUUCUUUAUAUUGUUAUAGGAGUUAUUGAAUUUUAAGCCUAAAAUUUAAAAUUCAUAUGAUGAAAUGAUGUCAUUUUAGAUGAAAAUCACACUCUGAAACUGUGCAAUAUCACCAGUAAUAAGUGCAUAUUAAGUCUCUGUAAUUGAUCUAUAUCAUGGUCAAAUUGCUUAACUUCACACAAUCUGUUGGUAAAUUUAACUUUAUUCCACAAACAGGGAAAGUAUUUUAUCUACCAGUUCUGUUAAUUAUGUCAUAUCUUCCACAUAUUUUGAUUUUUGAUUUAAAAAAAAAUAUAUUUACUAGGACGUGUUUUAUAUAAUUAUAGAUUAUCGUUGGUUAUCUCAACGAGAUUGAUUUUCUCGCUUGAGCCGGUACGGCGAAAGCGAGAAAAGCAAUCGAGUUGAGAUGACCAAUGAUAAUCUGUUUAUCGCUAUUUUACCUAUGAAGACAUUGUUAAUUUCCUUGACAACGGCACGUGUUCCCUUAUCUAGCGAUAAUUUUCAUAUCACUCGACUCCACUGAGAACGGAAAUUAUCAGUCAGCAAGAUCAAAGAUAAAAUUCGUAAAAUAGCGAUAAUUGUAUUUAUUGCUAUUUUCUAAAAUUUCCUUCUGAUCUUUCUGUAUGAUAAUUUUUCAUCUCAAACUGGGAUUUUCUAAGUUGUGUUGAGAAAUAGUUAUGCUUUCAUUGUUACCAUAAACAUAAAUUGAAGUUAUCUAAGAAAAUAGUGAUGAAUUGGUUAUUUUUGAUUUUUAAAACUAAAUUCAUUUUCUCACCUAAUCUUAUCUCAAACAAGUUCAAUGGAAAGAGGAUGAAAAUAUAUAUCUCCAUUAAAAAACAAAAUGAAAAAUGAUCUAUAACUAUAUAAUUAUAGGUUGAUACUAUUCACUAUCUUCUGAAAGAAAAGACUGUCUUAUCUGCUCAGGGUUAGUUUUAACUUGAUUUAAGGAUGUUUGCGCCUCUGUUUCAGAAUAAUAAGCUUUUGAAAAGACUGGUUUAAACAGAUAGUGUAUAAACAAUGGAACUUAAACAGUACAAAAAAAAUGACAGGUCUUUGUUUUUGAGAUAUAACCAAAUGAAAAUUUGGCACCUUUUAUCUUUCAAAAACUAUGAAAAAAUAACUAGGAUUUUAUAGGAUUUUCCAAAAUGGCAUUUUAAACCUAUAUGUAAUAAAAGUAUAAAAAGAAAAGUAGGGGUUAGUGGUCAAAAUUUUAUUGGCACUACAUGGAUAAAACUAGAGGGUUAUGAAAAUCUGAGAAAAAUUUGAAAACAAGAGUAGCUAACAUCCUUAAAGAAUAAAAUUAACUUUUGACCCUGGCUCAAUUUACCUGUAGAUCCAGGCUGUACACAAUAUUAUGUUGAAAUUCUUAGUGCAUGUCAAAAAAUAGCAAAAUCUUUCGACAUGGUGGGAAGCAUAAAAUAUAUCAUAAAUUUAAGCAUGUUUAUAAAAACUAUGUUUUAAUUCAAUUACAAUACAACAAAACUAAAUAUAUUAAUUAUAAGCAACCAUUGUUCUAUUUGUUUAUAUAUACAUCCUACGUGCAGAGUUAAUUCAGGGCUUAAUAGCCAUAUGUAUAUCACCUAGCGUUGGUAUGUGGAGUAAAGAUAGUGUGUGGAUUAGCUACCUUAAUCAAAUUAAAAUGUUUACUGGACAGUAGCAAAAGUAUAAAGCUGUUUUUUUUAGAACUCUGUGAUAAAUUUCCAUUGCUGAUUUGCAUGGACUGCAUGUUAUUUUAUAGUUACUGUUUGGAUGACUGUAAUAUUGUUUAUUCUUUUUACAGUAAUCUACUAUGUAUAAAUGGAGAUUUUAUUUUGUAUACACAAUUUGAACUAGUUGUUGGUAAAAUGUUGAUACCUGCUGCACUUAAUUUGAAUUGAUUUUCUGCAGGUGUAGAACUAUUGGAUGCAUUUAUCAUAUUGAACUUUAGGCCACACCAAAUUAAUUUUUUAGUUCUUUGGAUUUUUUCCAUGAAAAAGGGUAACAAGCGAGCUAAAUUUUUUUUAUUUUUUUUUUUUUUUCAAAGUUUGAAUUUUGGCAGGCGAAAGAAUUUUUUACUAGUGAGCACUAUUAUUUUUGAUAUUCUAAAAAAAUAAAGUCGAUGAAAAGUAUUUUAUGCAAGCGAGCGAUCAGAAAUUUACACUGUUUUGGUGCUUCAUGUUUUUAUAUAUCUCAUAUCCUAGUUCUUAUAUUACCCUACUUUGCUUAUCAAUUUGUUCUGUGACACCCUGUUGAAUUCUUUUCACAACAUUUCCAGUACAAAUGGGGUUAACUAGUAGCAAAACCUACAACCUCGGGCAGUCUGCUCAAACAAAGAACCUGUCUGAACAUGAAAAAGUGCAACAGCUUUGGACAGGCAGACGUCAAUGUUUGAUGGAAGUUAUAAUUGAUGUAUUAUAAAAAUAAGGAAAUGUGGUAUGAUAGCCAAUGAGACAACUAUCCAACAAGGUUCAAAUGAAGUGGAUGUAUGCAAUUAUAGGCAACGUACAGCCUUCAGCAAUGAGAAAACCCAUACCGUACUGGCUAUAAAAGGCCCUGACAUGAAAAAUAUGAAACUGAGAAAACUAACGGCCUAAUUUAUAACAGUUUAUGAUAAACAAAUAUGACAGACAUUAACCAACGACAACCAGUGAACUACAUAUUUGUGUAUACAACAGGCUGAAAAUUUAAAAAGGGAUGUCCUUCAAAAACCACACCAAUUUAUACUACUUAGUAUUCAAAUGCAUCACACCAGAUGCUAUAUACUAAUUAAACAAAAGGAACAUUUAAAUACAGUCCACUUAGUCAUUGCUUUGCUGAAGAAUUUACUAGCAAUCAAAUAUUUAUGUAUAUGGGGAUAUUGCUCUGUGUUGAAGGCCUUGAAAAUCAUACAAAUCCUUAUUUUUAGAAGAUUUUGUAAAUUGUAAAGUUGGAUUGAUGUGUUAUAUUCAAUUACCACAAAAACGUCCUUGUCAAAUUCCAUGCUUUAUAACUUUGUAUUCAUUAAAUGAUACUAGCAAAUGUAAAUAAAAGAUUCAGGGAAAAAAACCUUUUAUUGUAAAAGAUUAAAAAAAAAAAGAGUAAAAAAUAUAAUAGUUUCAUUGUGGUGCCAUUUCAGUGCAUGUACCAUCAUCUCCAGGAUUCUCUUUUAUUCUUAUGCAUGUUGUAUUGUCAUGAUUUGAUGGUCUUUCAAUUCGGUGGCGGUGGAGCAUUGUGGUCUUGAACGGAGCACUUCAAACAAAUUGAUAAAAGAAUUGUCCAAAUCACAUUCCACUGCUGUGUUUGGAAUAAGGAUUUUUCCUGCAACUGUUACUACAAAUAUUCAACUCAUGUCUUAAAAGUUUUGAAUAUUUGGCCAUAAAACGUUGUAAAUGUUAGAUCUAGAUCGUUUUUGUUGUCUGUAAGGUGUUACUUUCAAAAGCACAACUGAUUAAAAUUUUUGUUACAUAAAUUUAGAGACGGACGCGUGCGGCUCCGUACUGGACACAGGUUUUAAAAAAAAGUACUUUUUUCUCGUCGACCUUUCACAACACGGGGGGAUCCGACGAACGAGGUAUCAAUUUGGCGUGGCCUUAUAUAGAUUAUAUUUGCACAUGCCUUGGUAUGAAGUUAAUAGACAAAUUGUCUACAAAAAUUUAAAAAAUGAAAUUUAAUUUUGAUUUUUGAAGUUUAAUUUUUGAAAAUAAUGAGCAGUUUGUUGCACUCUUAUUGUCAUCUUUCCUUUUAGUUCAUUUUUGUCUGAUUUGCAUCCAAUGGAUAGCUGGGUAUAGUGUAGAGAAUGUUUGUAAAGGGGGGGAGACUAAUGUGAAUAGAUUUCGCCAGGGACAAUUGAUACUGCAAAGAAUGUUGUGCAUACAAAUACUUUAUUUAUUCUAAUUAAGUGUCUGUAUCAGAGCAUAUUUAUAUGUCAUUUGGUCUGUUGUGGAAAGUUGUUUCGUUGGUAAUCUUACCACAUUAUUUUUAUACUCCUAUAUAUUUCAACCUGUAUAUGUUAUCCCUGAAAAAUGCCAACACAUUGAUGUGGAUCUGUUAAUGUGGAUUUUUUGUUGAUUCUGGUCUAAUUGUCUUUUAGAAAACUUUUCAACAGACAGAACUGAUUUUGUGUAUUAAAUUGACCUAAAGUUCUCAGACUUCUAAAAUUUUUAAUGAAUGCUUCCAUAUUUAUUAUUUAUUCUUGUCAUAAUAUAUUCCUGCUGCUUUGUUUAUUCAGUCAAAUUCUGAAGAUGGUAUGUUUUGUACAAAAUUUUGCCACAAUCACAUUUUUAUAAAUUUUCUAAUUACCUUUAUUUAAAUCUGCAUUCUAAAUAAAUCUCUAUUGAUCUAGAUUUCCAUGCAGCCAUGUCACUUGAGUCUAGCCUAUUUUGUGUGUAAAUAAGUACAUGAAUCAUGAUGAAUGUGGGUAUUUUUAUAAUAUUGAAUGCAUUUACUUAAAACAUGUUUCAUUAGAAUGUGAUAAUUUUGUAUAUUACUUUGUGAAUAUGUAUAUAAGUACAUGAAAUGUAGUUUUCAAAAGUGCUAGGAAUUAUGUAUGCAAAAAAGUACUAGGCAGCAGCCAGUGUGAAUUCCCUUCCAAAGUAUAUUCCUGAAGUAUAAAUGUGUUAAAAUGAGAUUUGAGUAGGUAAUUAAUUAGAUGAAUUAAGUUAUCAAGAUGUAAUAACUUAACAAUUAUAUUUUUCACAUGAUUUUGUCCCCUGACUUCGAAUCUAAAUGCUAUCAUAUAAUAUCUGUAAUUAAUCGAUAUUUCCAUACAAAUGUCUUUCAGAUGAUCAGCAUAAGAUUAAAUCAUGAAUAAAUCCAUGAAAUAACCA
Molecule: messenger RNA, 8699 nt
Organism: Mytilus californianus (California mussel)
Lineage: Eukaryota; Metazoa; Mollusca; Bivalvia; Mytilida; Mytilidae
Product: scm-like with four MBT domains protein 1
Exons: 16
Coding region: 231-3830 (1199 amino acids)
Biological process (GO): regulation of DNA-templated transcription
Cellular component (GO): nucleus
Molecular function (GO): protein binding
Source: RefSeq, a predicted model, not a curated record